This is a messenger RNA of Penicillium verhagenii, 1374 nucleotides long. RefSeq lists its product as uncharacterized. The coding region runs from base 1 to 1374 and encodes 457 amino acids. Gene Ontology annotation, molecular function: monooxygenase activity; oxidoreductase activity, acting on paired donors, with incorporation or reduction of molecular oxygen; iron ion binding. The record is from RefSeq and is a predicted model, not a curated record. Lineage: Eukaryota; Fungi; Ascomycota; Eurotiomycetes; Eurotiales; Aspergillaceae. The transcript has 2 exons.
AUGACAUCUGAAAUUCCACAACCGCCUGGCAUUCCCUUCUUGGGAAACAUUCUGGACGUCAACCCCAGGGAGACUUGGUGCUCUCUGAUCAAUCUCUCGGAAAAAUACGGCCCAAUCUUCAAAAUAAACGUACUGGGUAAACAACUCGUCUUCAUCAGUAAUGUCGCCCUGCUGGAAGAGAUCUGCGACGAGAAACGAUUCCGAAAAUGCGUCACCGGUCCAGUCGUAGAAAUGCGACGGCUUGCACGCAACUGCCUCUUCACUGCUUACGAGGAUGAAUCCAUUUGGGGUAUUACCCACCGUAUCAUGGCCCCAUACGUCACCGGAGCAGCAACAGAUAAAUGCUUCAGCGACAUGGCAAAUGUGAUCCCGGAUUUGACUCAGAAAUGGACAUUGGGAAACAAAAAACAAGUAAUCCUCACAAGUGAUCUCGACCGUCUUCUCAUGACAUCCUGCAUGCAAUGCUUCUUCAACCAGCGAAUCGAUAUCCUUGAAGGACCUGAGCACCCUCUCAUCCAUGCCUGGGAAUCUAUUACAUGGGAAGCUAUGAAGCGGCCCACCCGACCAAAGAUACUGAACUGGAUGUAUCAGGGCGAUUUCCUGAAUAACAUCAAGUACAUGCGUGAUUACGCGACCGAGAUCGUCAAGAGCCGGAAGGAGAAUCCCGCCCAGGCUCGUAAUGACCUUCUUAACGGACUGCUACAUGAUGCGGAUCCGCAAACCGGGGAAAAACUCGCCGAUUCUCAAGUCAUCGAUGAAGUGGUGACUAUCUUCAUCGGCGCCGCGACCUCGCCAAAUCUUGUCGCCUUCGCCUUGUACUACCUGGUCAAGAACCCCGAGACGGUCGUCAAAGCGAGAGCGGAGAUUGACUUAAUUGUCGGACCUAAUGAACAGAUCCAGCUGGAAGACAUCAAGAAGUUGGAAUACUGCGAGGCCAUCAUCCGUGAAUCCCUUCGCCUAUCUGCCACUGCACCGGGAUUCAACAUCGAGCCAAUCCCGACAGAUGAUAAGAGCCCUGUCUUACUUGCUGAAGGAAAAUACCAGAUCCCGUAUAACCAAACCAUGAUCUCGAUUCUGCACACCGUGAACCGCGAUCCCGAGGUCUUUGAAGACCCGGAGGCUUUCAUCCCGGAGCGAGUUCUCGGCGACAAAUGGGAUAAUCUUCCCAAAGGUGCCAAGAGAAACUUUGGCAAUGGCAAACGUCAGUGCUAUGGUAUGAUGUGGGCGUGGCGUUGGUCUAUCUUUACCCUUGCUAGCAUUCUCAAGGAAGUUGACUUGGAGUUUGCGAAUCCGGAUUACGAGCUCACCUUUAAUGGAGCUUUCAGUGUGAAGCCUUUGGAGUUUAAUGGUCUAGUCAGUCCCCGCAGGAGAUGA